This is a messenger RNA of Durusdinium trenchii, 2269 nucleotides long. Lineage: Eukaryota; Dinophyceae; Suessiales; Symbiodiniaceae. The record is from the annotation of a GenBank genome assembly.
AACCCAUCCGACCCGCGUCGUACAACCCAUCCGACUCCGAAGCAUGGCGUUGCUGCAACCUGAUGCGGGAGUGCUAGACCUGUUUCGUGCACUGGACGGAUUUCACAAGGCUUAUUGGAGGAGCAGCCAUGAACCCGUGGCCAGCCGUGCGGUGACGAAGCUCCGACAACCUUUGGUGGAACUCGUGGGCCUGGCGGUGGUGAAUGUACUCGAGGAGAUGCGAUCAGGACUGUCGGAUCCACGAGUGCAAUGGGUCGGCGUCAGCUUUUUGAGAGCUGCCCUACACGACUCCAAUGGCACCACCAAAGAUAUCAUUCAGAGAGCCGGUGUCCUUGACGUGCUGGUCCGAGUCAUGACGAGCCAUGCCAGCACGGAGCACUUGCUGGCGGAAGCUUUGGCGGUCCUCGACGAGCUCCACGGGCUGCCGGCUCUGCUGCAAGCGUUGGACCACCUGCGCAGUAGCCCAGCUGCCUCCAAGGCAGCGCUGGUGCAGAUCCGGAAUUCCGCUCGUGCGAGAUGGCAUGAGGUGGAACAGGCGGACAACUUUCAGAUGAUGCGGGUGAUCCUCAUGUCGCUUCAAGCGCAUCAAGAUCCUCAAGUGAUCCUCCUCGGCCUCCAGUUGUUGGGGGACCUGGCGGGUGAUCUUCCAGAGACACGCAGUGCCUUCUUUAACCUCGGUGGUUGGGACUGGCUCCUGCAGCUGCUCGAGUCGUGGGACCAACUGGAAAUCCAACAAGAAGGCAUCCGCAUGGUCUCGCAGCUUUGUAAGGGCGGCGCCUGCGGCGACGCCUUCGCGCCGCGCGUGGAGAAGGUCCUGCAGCGCUGCCUCGAGCGGUCGCAGCACGACGGGAAAGUCCUGUACUGGGGCUUGUGGGCGGUGCAGCAAUUGCACGGCGUGAAAAGUUUGUUGGCCACCUUGCAGUACAGCUGCUCCCGGGACCACUUCAACGAGAAGGUGGUUCAGUCAACCUUGAGAUCCCUGAGCGAUCUUGCCUGGGAAGGCGAUCAAGCUGGAUUAGAAUUGGUCGUAGAAGUGAUCCAAUCGGUCAUCUCUGCCAUGCGCAAGAUUGCCGACCAGGAUCCCAACAGCCACCUGCUGAACGACGGGGCCUUUACUUUGGGAAAAGCCGCGCAAAUUGCGGCCUGUGAGAAACAUGAGGGAAUUCCUCAACUCAAGGAGGCGGCCCUCCAUUCGUCCAACAUCUUGCUCGAGCUCAUGAGCAUGAAGGUCCAAGAUGCUGCUCUUUGCCGCACAGUGCUUGAGGCGCUGGGUGAGCUUUUAGAAGCUUCGGGGCGUCCUUCGGCAGUACGCUCCAGGAUUUGUGAGGGCUUGUUUGCAGGAAGCUGCGGCAAUGCAGGUUCUGGCGUGAUUGGUGCCGGCCUUCUAUCGAAGGUCAGCGCGGAGCAUGCAUCCAACACGAAACUGCAGGUCAGAGAGAUGAGCAUGAAUCAGAGCUGCUAUGGUGUGCAACUGGCCGCGCUGCGGGCAAUCGCCGCCAUCUUCUAUCAGCUCGAGGCCAAUAGCGAUUCAGUGGAGUUGGCGGCGCGGGCUGCGUGCAUUCCAGCAGUGCUUGCAGCUAUGGCUUCGUUCCCGGAGAAUCUGGUGAUGUGGAAGACGGCCUGCUAUACCCUGAAUGCGGUUGUCCAGCACGGCUUGGACCACAUCGUGCAGAAGGAACAGCUGCUGUCCUGUUUGCAAGGGGCUGCCAAGGCCUUGAGCAUUGCCCAGGGCCAGGAGCAUCGGAGCAACUAUCGGGAUGAGGCGUCCUACCUGCGGGAGGAGGCGGUGAAACUCAUUGCUGCGGUUUGCAUCACCUGCCCGGACUUCCGUCUUCAUUUAGGAGACUGCAAGGUGCCCUUGGCACAAGCCCUGGAGGCGGCCGUGGACCGAUUGCAGGAUGAUCCUGAACGGCUGGCCGAAGAAGUUGAGGUGUUGCAGCACAACUUGAUCGCUUUGGUCUACAUUAGUGGUCCAGAAGAAAUCCUGGUGCGAUGCUUACAAAGAUGGGGAGCAAAGUCCUCCCUGGUUCGUGCCUGUGCCGACGUGGUCGCCGAAUUGGUGCGACGGAAUGCACCCAUGUGUGAGGAGAUGCAACGGGGGCCCGUGAACGCGGAACUCGCAGCCGCAGUCCAGGCGCACAAGGACGAUGUCGAGUUGCAAUCCUGUUUCGAGCUCGCCUUGGGCUUCCUGCGACCGCCAAAGACGCUGUGACGCGAGUCGCGUUCGCCGAGUAGCCCAGGCAGUAGCCCAGGCAGUAAGGAAGGAACC